This is a messenger RNA of Nothoprocta perdicaria, 4607 nucleotides long. RefSeq names its product ATPase 13A3 (gene ATP13A3). Bases 119 to 3880 code for a protein of 1253 amino acids. Gene Ontology annotation, molecular function: ATP hydrolysis activity; polyamine transmembrane transporter activity; ATP binding. The record is from RefSeq and is a predicted model, not a curated record. Lineage: Eukaryota; Metazoa; Chordata; Aves; Tinamiformes; Tinamidae. Gene Ontology annotation, cellular component: late endosome membrane. The transcript has 33 exons. Gene Ontology annotation, biological process: intracellular calcium ion homeostasis; polyamine transmembrane transport.
CGAUAGUGAGGAGGUUAGCAGAGUUGCAUUCUGAGCAUGGAUUAUGAAGAAUUUGUGUGCCCCAGGCUGAUACUGGUCUUCCAUAUCUCAAAUUGAGAAGUUCCAUAUCACACUAAACAUGGAGAAGGAAGAAAAGAAGUUUGUGAAUAAAGCAGAGGAGGAUGAGAUGGAGAUCUAUGGUUAUCAUCUGUGCCGUUGGAAGCUGGUGCUGGUUACUGCAGGAGUGCUCUGUUCCGGAGGCUUCCUSCUCCUCCUCCUCUAUUGGAUGCCCAAGUGGCGUGUGAAGGCAACGUGCAAGAGGACAAUGCUUAAAGACUGUGAAGUGGUUCUGCUGAGAACAACUGAUGAAUUCAAGAUAUGGUUUUGUGCAAAGGUCCGCGUUAUGCCUUCCUUGGGAGCCCAUCCUUUACAGAGCCCUAAACCUAUUACACACAAGGUUUCAAAUGGCCAUGCUGUUCACUUCUGUGAAGCUUCUGUAGAAGAGAAUAAAAAUGAUUCGAAAAAAUAUUUGCCCAUUCGUUAUUUCACACAUCAUAGUGUGAAGUAUUUCUGGAAUGAUUCAGUUCAAAAUUUUGAUGUUGUACGAGGGCUAGAUGAGUCUACGUUCUGUUCUUCAAUUCAUAAUGAACACAGCACAGGACUGACAAAGGCAAUGCAUGAUUACAGAAAAAUAUUCUAUGGAGUAAACGAAAUUGCUGUGAAAGUGCCUUCCGUUUUUAAGCUUCUGAUUAAGGAGGUUCUCAACCCUUUUUACAUUUUUCAGUUGUUCAGUGUAAUAUUAUGGAUCACUGAUGAAUAUCACUACUAUGCAGUAGCUAUUGUGAUUAUGUCUGUAAUAUCCAUUGUUAGCUCACUCUACACCAUUAGAAAGCAAUAUGUUAUGUUACAUGACAUGGUGGCAGCUCACAGCAUUGUCAGAGUUUCUGUCUGCAGAGGAAAUCAAGAAAUAGAAGAAAUCCUUUCCACCGACCUUGUGCCUGGAGAUAUCAUGUUGAUUCCAUCUAAUGGGACAAUUAUGCCGUGUGAUGCAGUACUCCUCAGUGGUACUUGCAUUGUAAAUGAAAGUAUGUUAACAGGUGAAAGUGUUCCUGUCACAAAGAUUAAUCUACCAAAUCCCUCAGAAGAUCCAAAAGCGAUGGGAGAUGAAAUAUACAGUCCAGAAGUGCAUAAACGACAUACUUUGUUCUGUGGAACCAACGUAAUCCAAACCCGUUUCUAUACCGGAGAAUUGGUCAAAGCUCUGGUAGUAAGAACAGGCUUUAGCACUGCUAAAGGACAACUUGUUCGCUCCAUACUGUAUCCAAAGCCAACUGAUUUUAAACUUUAUAGAGAUGCYUAUUUGUUUCUGCUGUCUCUGGUAGUGGUAGCAGGCAUUGGCUUUCUUUACACAGUUGUGAACAGCAUCUUAAACGAGGUUCCAGCUCAUACCAUCAUCAUCGAGUCUCUGGACAUCAUCACUAUCACAGUGCCUCCAGCACUCCCUGCUGCUAUGACUGCUGGCAUCGUUUAUGCACAGAAACGAUUGAAAAAAAUUGGCAUCUUCUGCAUCAGCCCGCAGAGAAUCAAUAUUUGUGGCCAAUUAAAUCUUGUGUGCUUUGAUAAGACUGGCACGCUUACUGAGGAUGGCUUGGAUCUCUGGGGAAUUCAAAGGGUGGAAAGUGCUCGUUUCCUUUUGCCGGAAGAGAGGGCUUGCAGUGAGAGCUUGCUGAAGUCUGAGUUUGUUGCUUGCAUGGCAACUUGUCAUUCCCUUACAAAAAUUGAAGGGGUGCUUUCUGGGGACCCACUUGAUUUGAAGAUGUUUGAAGCAAUAGGAUGGAUUUUAGAGGAAGCAACCGAGGAAGAAACAGCGCUUCAUAAUCGAAUAAUGCCAACAGUGGUUCGCCCUUCAAAACAGCCUUUUCCAGAAUCCAAGCAGGCAACAGAUCAAGAAAUGGAGUUAUUUGAGCUUUCAACCAGUUAUGAGAUUGGAAUUGUGCGGCAGUUUCCAUUUUCUUCGGUUUUACAGCGCAUGUGUGUAAUAGCUAGAGUGCUGGGCGAGAAGAGAAUGGAUGCUUACAUGAAAGGUGCCCCUGAGGUGAUUGCCAGCUUGUGUAAGCAGGAAACAGUUCCUGUUGACUUUGAGAGUGUCCUGGAAGAAUACACCAAGCAAGGCUUCCGAGUUAUUGCUCUUGCUCACAGAAAAUUGGAGUCUAAGCUUACAUGGCACAAAGUUCAGACUAUUAAUAGAGAUGCUAUUGAAAGCAACAUGGAUUUUAUGGGGUUAAUUAUAAUGCAAAACAAGCUGAAGCAAGAAACCCCUGCUGUACUUGAAGAUUUACAUAAAGCCAACAUUCGCACCGUCAUGGUUACAGGGGAUAACAUGUUAACUGCUAUCUCUGUGGCCAGAGACUGUGGGAUGAUUCUACCUCAGGAUAAGGUGAUUAUUGCUGAAGCACUACCUCCAAAAGAUGGGCAGGCUGCCAGGAUCAACUGGCAUUAUGCAGAUACCCUCGCAAAAUGCACUAGUUCAUCACCAGCCAUAAACUCAGAGGAUAUUCCAGUUAAGUUGGUCCAUGAAAGCCUUGARGAUCUCCAGAUGACCAAAUACCAUUUUGCAAUGAAUGGGAAGUCAUUUGCRGUGAUUUUGGAGCAUUUCCAGGACCUGGUACCCAAGCUUGUAUUGCAUGGCACUGUGUUUGCUCGCAUGGCGCCUGACCAGAAAACUCAGCUGGUGGAGGCUUUACAGAAUGUAGAUUACUAUGUUGGCAUGUGUGGAGAUGGUGCGAAUGAUUGUGGAGCGCUGAAGAGGGCACAUGGUGGAAUAUCUUUGUCUGAACUUGAGGCUUCUGUGGCAUCACCGUUCACUUCCAGGACACCUAGUAUUUCCUGCGUGCCAAAGCUUAUCAGGGAAGGCCGUGCUGCUUUAAUAACUUCCUUCUGUGUAUUUAAAUUCAUGGCAUUAUACAGCAUUAUCCAGUACAUCAGUGUUACUCUGCUAUAUUCUAUCCUGAGCAAUCUGGGAGACUUCCAGUUUCUCUUCAUUGAUUUGGCAAUCAUUUUGGUGGUUGUCUUCACUAUGAGUUUGAACCCUGCUUGGAAGGAGCUUGUUGCGCGAAGGCCUCCAUCAGGUCUUAUCUCAGGUCCACUUCUGUGUUCCGUUUUGUCUCAGAUCAUCAUCUGCUUUGCUUUCCAAAUCCUUGGGUUUUUUUGGGUCAAGCAACAGUCCUGGUAUGAAGAGUGGACAGCAGAAUCUGACGCGUGUCACGUGUUGGAUGCCACAAACACCAGUUCUGGCCACUAUGAGAACGAGACUCUUCAUGACGAACAUAACAUUAAAAAUUAUGAAAACACAACUUUGUUUUUUAUCUCCAGCUUCCAGUACCUCAUAGUUGCAAUAGUCUUUUCUAAAGGAAAACCAUUUAGACAACCAUGCUACAAAAAUUUUCUGUUUGUUGUAUCUGUGCUAGUUCUUUAUGUCUUCAUAUUUUUCAUCAUGUUGCAUCCAGUUGAAUCUAUUGACACAGUUCUUGAGCUGGUGUGUGUGCCAUACGAGUGGCGUCUAAGAAUUCUCAUCAUUGUCAUUGUCAAUGCAAUUGUAUCCGUGUUGGUGGAGAAUGUCCUCCUUGAUAUGAUCCUUUGGAAGGUUGUGUUCAAUCGAGACAAACAAGGAGAAUAUCGCCUCACCAUACCCCAGCCGCCCCAGGAGGCUGUGGAUCACUGGGGAGUUUGUUUCCUUUCUUCGCUGUUUGGUUGUAGAGAGAAGACACCAAAAGCCAAGUAUAUGCAUCUAGCUCAGGAACUGCUGGUUGAUCCAGAAUGGCCACCAAAACCCAGAACAACAACAGAAGCUAAAGUACCAUCUCAAGAGAAUGGUUCAUAUCAAAUCAUCACUUUAACAUAACAGUGGAUCUUGGUGGCGUGUGUUAGUAGAAUUCAGAAGAAUGUAAUUUUCGGUCUUUAUAUGAAAUUACAAUAUACUAAAUGUCAAAUUCUGAUACAGAUACUUCCAGCUGUUUUGUGUCUCUGCAUACAGAAUUCAAAGCCAGACACCUUAUGACUGUACAUCUUAAAAUUUUAGGUUUCCUUAGGCAGAACAAAACUGGUGAUCUUUUCUUCUACCUGCUUCUAACUUAAAUAUUGUUAYUCCCAAAUGAGGUGUAUUUGAAGAUUUAAACUGCAGGGCAGUUAAACAGGUUCACUUUAUUUGCCUGGAAUAUCCUAAUCACUGUUCUUAACCUGUUUACCAGGGCACAUGUUAAUGUAAGCUCUAUGAUGUAGUGCUUCAUGGUAGUACUAGGGGCACAUAAUGACCUUUUUAUUUGUUUGAUUGUUUCCUUGUGGGUUUUUCUCUUUUCCACUGUUGAAAAGCUUUGUGCCUCGAAAUGGUUCUGAAUGUUUGCUGAGUGUACCCCUAAGUUUGUCCCUACGAGCAAGGAGUGUUCCAGGUUGAAAAGCUUGUUUUUUUUAAAGUUUAAUUCCUUAGUCUCCCACAGCAGGAGUUGGGAACACCAUAAAAGAAAUAUGCUAAGUCCCCAAGCAGAAAGCACAUUGUCCUCAAGUCUGUUCUUAUCUUUUCAGAGUUAGCUAGAAGAGAUGCUACAGACAGACUCCGGUAGCAUUAGGCUACA